AUGACCUUCCCAGCCCUUCCCAUCUACUCCCUUCCUCUCCUCCUUCUCCUUUCUCAACUGGACUCCGUCCUCACCUGUCGUACUGCCAGGAAAUCCCAGUGUGACUCCGCCCCCUUCGUCCCCGGUCACAACCUGGCAGGGGAGGGGUUUGACGUGGUGACCCUGAAACGUAAAGGGGCCUACCUGAUAGACCUGAAGACCUACCUGUCUCCCAAUAAAACCUGUACACUGUGUAGUAACCCCCUACAGGGGGACAAGCUGCAGAAAAUACCCCUGUCUGUUGUAGACUGGAGGCCCUACAGCCACUGUACUGAGGAUAUCUCCAGCCACUCUCAUGCCUCUGUCAGUAACCUGGCACAGUCCACUACCAACGAGAUCUCUACAAAAUGGAAGGGGGGUUUGAGUAAUGAGGCGAAGGUGUCUGUAAGCGUACCUGUGGGACCGGUGAGUGUGAGUGUGGAGAAGGAUGUGGGCGCUAGCAUAGAGAUGGGAGGGUCCCAGUCUGAUGUAGCCAUCUUUGCCACAACCAAGACCAAAGAGGACCGCCACUCUUUCUUCUCACAGAAUCUCCGCUGCCGUCACUACAGUUAUCGCACUCCAAACACUCCAACUCUCAGUGAUGAGUUCCGUAAGGACAUUGAUCGUCUGGACUCAUACUCUAAGACUUCUAAGGCCCAGUACCGCCGGCUCAUAGACACCUAUGGGACUCACUACAUCCGCCAAGUUGACCUGGGAGGCCGGCUGACGAUGACCACAGCAAUACACACCUGUCAGGCCUCACAUAGUGGCCUCUCUACAAACCAGGUGGAAUCCUGCUUGUCAAGGGGCUUCCAGGUAAACGUUGGGAUGUCAGUUUCCUCUAGCGACGAAAGGUGCUCCAAAGUUCUGGACAACCAUGACUCGAAGACCUCCUACAGCUCUAGCUUUCUCAGCCACCACACUAAGGUGGUGGGAGGCUCUGGUUGGCCGGGGGAGCUGUCACUCAACCGUAACGACUCAGUGGUGUUCCGUAGUUGGAUGAGAACCUUGAAGAACAUCCCGGACGUCAUCUACUAUUCUCUAACGCCUCUGCACCUGCUCAUACCCAACACGGCUGUCCAGCAGGGAGUGAAGGAGGCUGUCCAGGAUUACCUGAAGGAGAACGCCCUCCCGAAGAGCACCGGGGAACUGUCCUGUGGGGAUCGUUACUCUAAUCUGGACUCAAACUGCUGCCUCAGGAAGGUCUCACAGGGAGGACUGGUGGUGACGGUGGUCAGAGCCUGGGAACUUUGGGGAGACUACUAUUGGAUAGCGGGAGACACUGAGGGGUACGCUGUGGUCACCUACGGUUCCAAGUCCCAUAAGACCAAUGUGAUUCCGUCCAACAAUCCUGUCUGGAAUGCUACCUUUGACAUGGGUCCCUUUGACAAAGACCUGAGUCUAAAUGUGGCUGUCUGGGAUGACGAUCCUGUGGAUAAGGAUGACAACCUGUUGGGCUGUACCUUCGACCUCGAGCAGGGAACACACGGACACUGGUGUAACAACAGCUGGGAGAGCUUUUAUUUCCUGUACACCCUCAACUGUGACCCUGACCUGACCGGGGACAAAUCUCUGUGUUCCCUCAGCUCUGUGUUCCCUCAGCUCUGUGUUCCUUCAGCUCUGUGUUCCCUCAGCUCUGUGUUCCCUCAGGGCUAUAUUCCCCCAGCCCUGUGUUCCCUCAGCCCUAUGUUCCCCUAG
Molecule: messenger RNA, 1716 nt
Organism: Salvelinus namaycush (lake trout)
Lineage: Eukaryota; Metazoa; Chordata; Actinopteri; Salmoniformes; Salmonidae
Product: perforin-1-like
Exons: 7
Coding region: 1-1716 (571 amino acids)
Source: RefSeq, a predicted model, not a curated record